Messenger RNA from Rotaria sp. Silwood2, 894 nucleotides. The record is from the annotation of a GenBank genome assembly. NCBI's taxonomy places the organism in Eukaryota, Metazoa, Rotifera, Eurotatoria, Philodinida, Philodinidae.
AUGAGCUCUCAUGCCGACCGUGAUUGUUUAGUUGAUGCUUCGGUUUUGCCGAAAGAUUUUUUUUCACGUAUUAAUCAUGAAUUUUAUGAUGUUGUUAAAUUUGUUGCCGGAGAUUUGACGGUUAAAAUUUUACGUAUACAAAUGAUUAAUUCUGCAGGAAAGCUAUUGAAUACUCCUGAUGUAUUCGCAUUUUUGCGUGUUGAUUCAGAAGAAACAGAUGCAAUUAAAAUUGAAUCAUGCUUCAAAUCUAAAAAUGGUCAAUUUAUAAUUAAACCAGGUAUUAAAAGUGGUGUAUCCUACUUGAUUAAACUAUUACAAGAAACAUUAAAAGAAGAACGAGAAUUAGCAUCGAAUGAAAAUAAUGAAACUCACCAAAAAUAUACCAAUAAUGAUUUUAUUGAUAAGCAUUCACUAUUAAAAUCGAUAAUAGAAUGGUAUCAGGUGAAUGAUUUAAACAAUACUAACAAAACAAACGCAUUUUUAACGUCGUUUAUUGACAAUUUAAUAAGCAACUGUACACGAUCUCCCAAUCAUUUUAGAUAUGAUGAACCAACAAAGAAAUUUGCAAUCUGCUUAUAUGUUCUAGGUGGUAAACAAGUCUAUGAGUUUAUUCGUUUAAAUCUAUAUGGAUCUAUUCCUAAUUUGACUACAGUCUGUGAAUUAAUCAACAAAUCAGAUGCAGCCCUUAGUGAAGCAGAAUUUAAAUUUGAAUCUCUUCAACAAUUUCAUUCACGUUUUGCCUUUUGUUCUGAAGACACUACUGGGGUAAUUCGUAAAGUUGAAUAUGAUUCUUCAACCAAUUCUUUUGUCGGAUUUGCAACACCAAUUGUUGAUGGUAUUCCAUUAUCACAAUCGUAUCAAGCUGAAACAUUUAAUGAUUUAAAAACAAUCUAG